Porites lobata is the source of this 2382-nucleotide messenger RNA. Lineage: Eukaryota; Metazoa; Cnidaria; Anthozoa; Scleractinia; Poritidae. The record is from the annotation of a GenBank genome assembly.
AUGCCCGAUGACAAGGCAGAACUUGUAGACGGUGCUGAAAAUGUCGUCUCAGUUAAUCCGAACUUUAAAUGCCUAUUGUGUGAAGCUAACCAUUGGUUGACCCGUUGCCAUCUGUUUAAAGAAAAUUAAGGCUUACGAAGAGAGAUGCAAGUUUGUGCGUGAAAAGGGUUUAUGCGACAAUUGUCUUCAAUCAGGUCACCUGGCUACUACUGCCCAAAGCAGAGUUUUUGUCAAGUUUCUAACUGCAAUUUGAAACACCGCAAACAUUCCACCUUCCUUCAUCCGAAGAGAGAGCAACCCGAACGACCUGAGCACCAAUCGAGCCCCUCCACGAGCGGCACAUCUUCUAACGAGCCUAAUGUUCGGGCGCAGAAUAGCUUCUUUGGUGUGUCAGAGGGACUGUGUUGCUCUACUGGGGCCGGAGCUCCAAGUAUAGGUUUGGCGGUAGUUCUAGCCUGUGAACAGGCUCUCUGUUUGGGGGGAAAAAUAGCGAGGAUAGGCAAGGGAAAGGGGAGUGAGAGCCUGUAGACAAACAUUUGAGACCGCUAUUCUGCCCUCUUGUAAUUAUCCUGCCGAUCAUCUGUCAGUAAGAUCGUUAUCUGUCAAUCAGUUUUGCGCGUGAGUAACUCCCGGGAAAAUUAACGGGAAAUGAGCGUUGUUUGCUCUGUCUGAAAACAGAGAGCCUAUUCACAGGCUAAAAACAGAUAAAAACAGUGAAAUGAAGCGCGAGCCUCAUUGGCGAUUUUGUAAAAACUUGCUGAUCUCCGUUAAGAGAAUUAAUACGGAGCCGGUCUUUGGCGUUUCAAGAAAUAACACCUUGCUGGUUGACAGUGGUCAAGGCAGCGUUGUACUAGCGCAAGCAUUUGAAUCCUUAAGAUUUCCCCUUGAGCAAGGAGAAAGCUUUUCCGAUUUAAGCUGCGUUACUUGUGCGUAACAAGCCGUUCGUUCUGCUAGUUCGCUUCUAAUUUAACAAGCCACUGCAAUGAGCGAACUUGGAAUGCGAAAGGUACAGAUACUAUCCUGACUUCUUCAGAACGUGACGCUUCGAAGACAAGUACAAAGAGAUCAGCAAUGCGUCGAUCGCCGACAGAAAUUACAUUUUCGGGCAUUUGUAGCAAUAAAAGGGAUCGGUAGGCAUACACGACUUUUACCUCAUGCCAAAGUGCUGCUUGUUCCCAUAAGUUUUUUCCUCUGCCGGGUAGAUUAUGCUCAGGAAGGUUCUACAUUUUUACUGAGCAAAUGUGAUUUUACACAUAUCCAUUUACUGUGGUUUUUCUUUCUGGUCGCAGGAUUUUCCCCCUGAUGAAAGAGCAUUUCUUUGACCUCUUUUGAAGCGUAAAGCUUUUUAUUGCGGCUGAAUCAGGGUCUUACUUUUCUCCAAAGUGCCUUCUGAAUAACUAAGCGAUUUUCUUUAGUCCGUGAAUGUAAUGUUUUUCUGCAAUGUUGUAUCACGCUGGGUCCAGCUCCUUAGUUUUCUUUGCAGAAUGUUAAAAAAUUAUCUGGGAUAGUGAUAGAUCCAAAAUUAUAAGAUUGAAGUGCAGCUUAAACCGAGGCUACAUGAACUAUGGAGAAUUGCAUUGUGACCCGGUAAACUCCAGCUUAGUGUUUUCCUAAAACAGUGAAAGUCUUUUGACUGUAGCGCGUACUUCCUCCCUUGGUAAUAGCUUUUGAAUAAGCUUAACAGUCUUUGGACUGUUUUUUUAUUGCCACUUUGUGAUCAAAUCGCGUGCUAUGUGCCGACCGAAAAGCAGAUGUCAAUCAGACCUGUCAACAGUCAGUGUUCUCGCCAAUAGGAGCUUGCAUCAGGAUCUGAUGCACAGCGGGUGCCGUUAAACGGCGGUCCCAAAUGUUUGUCUACAGGCCUUUUAGCUUUUCCCUCUCCCCAGUUCUGCGCUCGUCCAAAGGCCUGUUCACAGGCUACGGUAGUUCCUGUUAAAGUCAAAGCGAAGGGAAAAGAAGCUGUGGUUGAAACAUAUGCAUUCCUCGACCCAGGUUCUAAUACAUCAUUCUGUACUGAUCAGCUGACUGAGCGGCUAGGUGCGACCAGAAUGAAGACGACCUUUGUCACUGACAACUACGAGUCACAAGGAUGCCAAAUCUCAAAGUUUAGUGGUGUGCUUGGAAAUUAGUGAUCUGUGUGGAAAUCACACCAUCGAACUACCGAACGUUUUCUCGAGGCCAAGUCUUCCAGUUACAACAGAUGAUAUCCCGCGCCAAACUGACGUGGAUAGAUGGGCAUAUUUGAAUGGUAUUCAUAUUCCUCAUAUUGACGCUGAAAUUGAACUUUUGGUUGGUAAUGACCCAGCUAAAGUAUUAGAGCCUAAGGAGAUAAGAGAAAGUAAGGAUGGAGUGCCGUCCACUGUCAGAACUUUGUUUGGUUGA